Pteropus alecto (black flying fox) is the source of this 3492-nucleotide messenger RNA. RefSeq names its product pleckstrin homology and FYVE domain containing 2 (gene PLEKHF2). The transcript has a single exon. NCBI's taxonomy places the organism in Eukaryota, Metazoa, Chordata, Mammalia, Chiroptera, Pteropodidae. The record is from RefSeq and is a predicted model, not a curated record. Bases 34 to 783 code for a protein of 249 amino acids. Gene Ontology annotation, molecular function: metal ion binding; phosphatidylinositol binding.
UGUUUUGUUUUUUUUAAAGGCUAUUAGCAAAAGAUGGUGGACCGCUUAGCAAACAGCGAAGCAAAUACUAGACGUAUAAAUAUAGUAGAAAACUGUUUUGGAGCAGCUGGUCAACCUUUAACUAUACCUGGACGGGUACUUAUUGGAGAAGGAGUAUUGACUAAGUUAUGCAGAAAAAAGCCCAAAGCAAGGCAGUUUUUCUUAUUUAAUGAUAUUCUUGUAUAUGGCAAUAUUGUCAUCCAGAAGAAAAAAUAUAACAAACAACAUAUUAUUCCCCUGGAAAAUGUCACUAUUGAUUCCAUCAAAGAUGAAGGAGACUUGAGGAAUGGAUGGCUUAUCAAGACACCAACUAAAUCAUUUGCAGUUUAUGCUGCCACUGCCACUGAGAAAUCGGAAUGGAUGAAUCACAUAAAUAAAUGUGUUACUGAUUUACUCUCCAAAAGUGGGAAGACACCCAGUAAUGAACAUGCUGCUGUCUGGGUUCCUGACUCGGAGGCAACUGUCUGUAUGCGUUGUCAGAAAGCAAAAUUUACGCCUGUUAAUCGUCGUCACCAUUGUCGAAAAUGUGGUUUUGUUGUCUGUGGGCCCUGCUCUGAAAAGAGAUUCCUUCUUCCCAGCCAGUCUUCUAAGCCUGUACGGAUUUGUGACUUCUGCUAUGACCUGCUUUCUACUGGGGACUUGGCCACAUGCCAGCCUACUAGGUCAGACUCUUACAGUCAGUCAUUGAAGUCUCCUUUAAAUGAUGUAUCUGAUGAUGAUGAUGAUGAUGAUAGCAGUGACUAAGGGCACGUUUUGAAAUAUAAAAUUGGAUGUGACUAAGAAAUCAGCUUUGGGGGAAAUGUAAAAUUCUGAGCUCUCUCUGUUUUGCUCUAGCCAUGAAUUUGCCUGAGAAACUUUUAACCUAUGUGCCUCAAUACAUUCUAUAGGAAAUAGCUCCUGUUGCCAUCCUCCCAACCCUACUGCUUCCACCACUCGCCCCACGACUUUCCAUUCUUCUGCAGGGAUAGCCUCUUACAAAUAUAGCAGAUAAAUUUUUGGUUUCUUAUUGUUUCAUUCUAGAUUAUUUUCUUGGAAGGUUGGGAAGAGAUGCUUAUUUAACAGAUCAUGUACUACAUUGUUGUUAACUGUUCUGUUAUAUGGAAAAACUAAAAGCAAAGAAUGAUGGACAAAGGAGUAUAAUGUGGUUAGUUAAUAACAUUAUUAGCUUUUUUCUAACCAUUCUGUUUAAUGGUUAAGACACCAGUAACAAAAAUACAUGAUUUGGAAAUACUUUGGCUUUUUCACAUACCAAGUGGUGCCUUAUCUUAAUAGCAUUGUUAUAUGAAAUAAGCCCCUACUUUCUCACCUUUUAGUUUGUUUUAAAAAUACACUGGUGCUCUUCGAGGUGAUAAAAUGAGUGUUUAUGAAUGGGUAUAAUUGGAAAAUAACUUGUCAUUUGACAGCUACAAAUAACUAAAUUUAGAAGUUCUUCUCUACGAAUAAAUAUUUUUUCACAAAAUAGUUGUGAUUUUAUUUUUAUGUUUUAUAGGUACCAAAUUAUAAUUGUCAGAUAUAAAUUUUCAGUUAAUAGGAGGUCAUUCUUAAGAAUUUGGUUUGGAAUUUAUCAAAUACAGAAUUGUCAAAUUGUAUUAGUUUGUUUUUAGUAAAAGACUUUGUAGGUAUAAAUUCAUCUGCUUUAACAUUAUUUCUAGAAUGAAAAAAUUAUAAAAUUCUUGAAAAUAAUCUGUUCAAAAAAAUCCUAUGAUAGAGCACAGAUCUACUUAGGCUGAAGAUUUGGAAAAAAUAAUAUGUAAGAAUGGUCAAGACAGACCAAAUUUGACUAGACUUUAUAUCUGUGGAAAUGUCUAUUUCGGUGAAACUAUCUUGGAUUUACAAAUAUAGUGUUAUAUUUUAUAAAGUUUUGUAAAGUCCCAAACAAUAUUUCUAUUUUUGUAAAACAUUGUAUGUUUAAUCUGUUUCUGAAAUCAUUUUGCAACGUGUGGAAAUAGAAUAGCAAUUGAUCUUUCUAAAUUGUGACCUUAGUACUGAGUCAGUCUAGAUUGCCUUUGAGAAGUGGUAAUUUUUCACUCUGCUUUUGAGGCAUCCAUUAGGUUGAAAGUAUAUUUAUCAUAUAAAACUUGAUGCAUUUUGCACUACUUUCUCCAUUUGUAUGCUGCAAAUAAACUACAGUCUUUCAAAUAUGAAAAAUCAGUCUAAAGAUUGUUUUAAAUUCUAAAUUCUUUUGUUUUUAAACUGUUAAAUCUGGUUAUAUUGCAUAUGUUAGUAGAGGUUCGAUUCAGUAACUUGUGAUGGAGGAUUCUUUGGUUUGGUUAAGGCACUAUACUGUUAAUUGUGAAAGCGUCUGGGAUACAUAGAUCUCCCUGCAGGAAAUGUGAAGGAAAAGCACAACAGGUUUUGUUUUGUUUUUUUUUAAUAUCAGAUGGACUUUUAUUUCCAAGCAAUAUAUCAUAUAAUCAACAUGAAACCUGAAACGUGCUAAUGGAAACUUGCUGGUACAUUAGGAACCUAGCAAAUUCAGGAACCAAGGGGAAAUGUUCUGCAAUAACAUUUGCAUUGUCAACCUCUAUUGACUUUUUUACAAUAAAAAAUACUUUACAAUUUACCUCUUUUUGUAUGUAUUGUGACUUGAAGAUUUUUUUCCCUCUUGCUAAGGUAAUGGAGAUAUUAUGCAUUUUUUCCCUCAUUCAAUAUGCCAAGCAUUAUUCUAGGCCCUUGGGGUAGAGCAGUGAGUAAAAAUUCCAUUCCUUUCAUGGAGUUUACAUGCAAAUAGAGCCCAAGAUGUGUUUUCUUCCAUAACUUUUUCUGUAAUUUUUCAGGCUUUUGUAAAUCUUAAUUAUAUGUAAACACGAAAUGAUUUUGGUCGAUGUUUCAUGCUACUUCUCUUGAAUGAUAUUUACUUGGUCUGUACUAGAUUCCCAGUAUAUUAACAAAAUUGGUAACGAUUGGUAUAAAGGAAGCAAGAUACCAAGGAAAAGUAUUAAGUCGAUUACACCUUACACAUGAAUUCAUGCCUUUGGGUUAAGUGCAUAAAAUGGUCAUAAUUAAUGUAAAUCAUUUGUUUAUAUAUCAUGUUUAUGCUGAAAUUCUUAUAAAUAAGUAGAAUUAAAUUGUAUACUUUAUGGUUUUUUGAAAGGUCCCAGUACUUGAGCUGCAGUCUCCUUUCUCUUGGAUGUGGUAGUUUUGUUCUCAAAUACAUGUUGUAGCUUUAAACAAUGUAGUAACAGUUAUCUACAUGUUCGCAUGUAUUAGAUUGCUAUACAUUUUACAAGAUAAAAUUUAAGUCUAGGAUGAAAAUACAUGAAAUUUUGUUUAUUGAUAAUUUUAAAAUAUUUCUUUAAAAGCUAAAUUAUUUUAGAUUCAUUCAACAUUAAGUGUUAUGUCAGGUUUUAUAGUAUCAGUGUUAGGUGUUAUAAACUUUUUAAAGGUACAUUUCUACAGGGGUUAUUAUCAGUGUCAUUCCCUUACAUAUCAAAAUAAAUUUCUUAAAAAUUA